Cantharellus anzutake is the source of this 1346-nucleotide messenger RNA. RefSeq lists its product as uncharacterized. The transcript has 3 exons. The record is from RefSeq and is a predicted model, not a curated record. Lineage: Eukaryota; Fungi; Basidiomycota; Agaricomycetes; Cantharellales; Hydnaceae. Bases 167 to 1081 code for a protein of 304 amino acids.
CGACAUCCCGACACUGAAUGUCGAAUUCGAGCGGUGCAUCUCGCCUGAGUUGAGGCUUGCGUGUCUCAACUGGACGAACUUGGUACGUCAAGUAGAUCCCCUCGAUAGCGAGAUUCAGUCUGCUCUGUUCUCCUUGCAACCCAUUCUUCCGUACUGGGUCGCCGUCAUGUCAUUCAUGGGAGAACUCGACCGAGCACUUGUUUGUCUGGAUGAUCUAUGCGAAUGGCUGGGAGAGAAAUCUACUUCAAUGCGGGCUCUGUACGACUUGGUCGAAAAAUAUAAAGACCCACUCGCAGCGUCUAGUUUAUCCAUCUUCGCUUACCGCCACCCUUCUAUUCCGCCGUCCAGCCGUUCUCAUGUGCUAUCUGCCAUCGAGGUCGUGGCCGGGUGCUGUGCUCUCGAUGAUUUGCCUCAGGAGUGGCGCUUCCGACCCAAUUCCGACAUUCCGACACUGAAUGACGAAUUUGAGCGAUGCAUUUCACCUGAACUGAAGCUUGCGUGCUUCCAUUGGAUGAACUUGAUAUGCCAAGCAGAUCACCACGACAACAAAAUCCAGUCAGCACUAUCCUCCCUACAGCCUAUCCUUCCGUUCUGGAUUGUUGUCAUGUCAUUCACGGGACAACUUGACCGGGCGCUUGUUUGUCUGAAUGAUCUGUGUGAAUGGCUGGGGGAGAAUUCUACUUCGACACGGGCCCUUUAUGACUAUGUAGCAAAAUAUGAGAACCCACUCUCAAUUUCGAGUUUGUCGAUUCUUACUUAUCACCAUUCUUCCCCUCAACCGCCCGUUCUACCACGUACACUAUCCCCCCCCAUUGUAUCGUCUGGGCGCAGCGUCCUCGACAACCCCACCUCUCUAUGGCGCUUCCAGACCACACUGAGUGGGUGGAUUGGAGGGCGUUCUUUCGUACUUCUUCUUUUUCCGAUUUUCGUCGUUUGGUUUGUUAAACAGACCCCCGUUUAUUUUUUUUUCUCUUCUCUUUUUGCUUUUCUCUUUUCUCUCUUUGCCGUCACUUUCUCUUUUCUCCUUUUCCUUUUCGCUCUUCUUCUCCCUCCUUUCUUGGUGGAACGAUUCGGAACUUAAGCGCUUGUGUGCUGUGCACCACGAGUGUUAGCGUAUUUCCACUACCCCAUGCAGGACUAUUUCAUCAGCGUAUGUUGCCUCAAUCCCCCCUUCUCGCAUAUGUACUGCAUGGGUAUAUUUCUCGCUUCCUACGCCUCUGUUCAUGGUUUUUGCCCUAAAACGAACUUAUACCAGACUGAAAUCUGAGAUUUAAUCAUGAAAUUCCUUAAUGGCUUUCAUGUUCAGGCAGUAAUUCCUGCAACUUUUUCAUCUUACUUAUAUACGC